Pygocentrus nattereri (red-bellied piranha) is the source of this 6930-nucleotide messenger RNA. It is a transcript of the gene pdzd8, whose product is annotated as PDZ domain containing 8. The record is from RefSeq and is a predicted model, not a curated record. The coding region runs from base 172 to 3735 and encodes 1187 amino acids. The transcript is spliced from 5 exons. NCBI's taxonomy places the organism in Eukaryota, Metazoa, Chordata, Actinopteri, Characiformes, Serrasalmidae. Gene Ontology annotation, molecular function: protein binding; lipid binding. Gene Ontology annotation, cellular component: mitochondria-associated endoplasmic reticulum membrane contact site. Gene Ontology annotation, biological process: mitochondrial calcium ion homeostasis.
GUCGUCAUCACGCAUGGUGACGUCGAGCGCCUCCGUCCAAUCAGAGCGCGCCUCCGCAGCCCAGGAACGAGGCGGAUGAUAUGGCAGCUUUGUGAGCGGCCAGGUGGAACCCAGCGCUCAUUAAUCCGCGAAGCUUCAGGUCGAUUUGACGAGGCUGACAGCCGAUAAAAGAUGAUCUAUUUAAUACUGAUUUCCGCGUUUUCCGGCGCCGUGCUGACGCUGCUGCUGCAACUGGCGCUGCUUUACCGGAGGAGCCCGGAGCCCGUGAGCAGAGCCGAGCAGUACGGUCGAGCCGUGGCCGAUUCAGCGCUGAGGGACUACUUCCAGCACCAGCACCAGCAGCAGACGAGCGAACAGGGCCAGAACCAACAGGAAGCCUCGCCGUCAUCCAGGCAGCAUGAGGGAAACGUCUCAAAACAGCCUCAGUCCCAGCCUCAAUCCCAGUCCCACUCCCAAUCUCAGUCAUCUCAAUCCCUAUCCAAUUCCCAAUCCCAAUCCCAGGGCGAGACUGGAGUAGAAACCUGCGGCUUCCUCAAUGCAAUCUUCUUAUUUCUGUUCCGGGAGCUCCGGGACACCCCAGUGGUGCGCCACUGGAUCACCAAGAAGAUUCGGGUGGAGUUUGAGGAGCUCCUGCAGACCAAGACUGCUGGACGUCUCCUGGAAGGACUCAGCCUCCGUGAGAUUUCCCUGGGCAACUCUGUGCCCGUCUUCAAGACUGCCCGGCUAUUGAAGCCCGUGGCCACCAAUGAGGAUGGUGUUCCGGAGGAGCUGAGCUUCGAGGUGGACCUGGAGUACAACGGCGGCUUCCACCUGGCCAUCGACGUGGACCUGGUGUUCGGCAAGUCCGCCUACCUGUUCGUGAAGAUGACCCGGGUGGCCGGGCGCCUCAGGCUGCAGUUCACCCGCAUGCCCUUCACUCACUGGUCCUUCUCUUUCCUGGAGGACCCCCUCAUCGACUUUGAGGUCAAGUCGCAGUUCGAGGGCCGGCCCCUGCCCCAGCUCACGUCCAUCAUUGUCAACCAGCUCAAGAGGGUCAUCAAGAAGAAGCACACGCUGCCCAACUACAAGAUCAGGUACAAGCCCUUCUUCCCAUUCCAAGUGCAGCCUCCGCUGGCCUCAUCAUGUGACUCGGAUUUAUCGGUCCAGGAUUCACGGCUGGUAGAGGGACGUCUCCGUGUCACGCUUGUUGAAUGUAGCAGGUUGUUUAUAUUGGGAUCGUAUGAUAGAGAGAUGUAUGUUCACUGCACCUUUGAGCUCAGUAGCCACGAAUGGAGGGAAAAGCCUCGCAGCUCCAUCAAAACGACUGAAAUUAUCAAAGGUCCGAAUGGUAGUGUGGGAAUGACGUUCCGGCAUGUUCCAGCCACUGAAGGUGAUGUGGUGCAUGUAAGCAUCGAGACAGUUACCCCCAACUCCCCUGCUGCUCAGGCUGACCUGCAGAAGGGAGAUCGCCUAAUUGCUAUUGGAGGAGUCAAAGUAACUUCCUCUGUCCAAGUGCCGAAGCUCUUGAAACAAGCUGGAGAUCGAGUGAUUGUCUUGUACGAGAGGCCAGUCAGACAUCAGGUGCCUGCCAUGGGCUUGGGGUCUCUUCAGGAGAGCUUGCCCCCACUAGAGGAGCCUGGAUACCCCACUGCUGGGGGUUACGAGGAGGACCCAGCCCACAUUACCACCAUGGACAUAACUGAUGGCAAAGACAAUGACUCAGAGUUUGAGGAACUGAUAGUAGAAGCCAAACCAGCUGGAGCUCCAGUCAAUGCAGAGGCUAAAGAGGAUUCCCUGCUCUAUGUAAACCAAAGCCCUAAAAAAACUGUAGCCAACUUGGCCUCAAAGCCCCUGGGCACCAUCUCUCCAAUCCUCAACCGUAAACUUAACCUAUCUGGCCUUCAAUCCCCACUCAAACCCCAACCUAAAGAAUCACCAAAGCCCUCACCUCACAAGAGUGUGGAACCAUCUGAACCACCCCAGAGACCAACAGUGCCCCCUCCUCCUCCACCUGCUCGUCCCCCUGUUCCUCCUAGGCCCCAUAUAAAAGUGACAUCAGCUUCUUCUGAAUCCCAGAAUUCAUUAGAAGGUGGUGAUUCAGCAGUGGAGAAAUCCCCAGAAAAAAAUCCUCCUUCUGCAGGCAACGGAGACAAAUCUGCAUCUGAGAAAAUGCCUGUAAAAGCUCCUGAGCCAAAGCCUGUAAACAAGCCUCCAGAGUCUUCAGAGGAACCCCUGCCAACCCCUAUCACCAGUAAGCAAGAUUCGGCCAAAGACAAGAUAAUUGAAAGCUCAUCUGUCACGAAAGACAGUCUGGAUGAGCAGGGUCUCUGGGAGUCUUCUGAAAUAAUGUUCCGCAACAGAUAUGCUCGCUGGAGCAAGUCCUCUGUAGUGUUUGAUGUGGAAAGCAACCAUAAAUACCUUAAUGUAGCACUCUGGUGCAAGGAUCCCUUUAAGUUAGGUAGUCUCCUCUGCUUAGGACAUGUUAGCUUGCAUUUGGAGCAUAUAGCCCUUGAAUGCUUGUCUACAUCAUCUGCGGAAUACCAGAGCACCUUUCGCCUGUGUGCUCCAGAACCCCGGGCCAGUGUCAGCCGUACUGCACUGCGCAGUCUGAGCACGCACAAGGGCUUCAAUGAGAAGUUAUGCUAUGGCGAUGUCACCCUCAACUUCAUCUACCUGGGUGAGGGUGAAAUAGACAUGCCUAGUGGACUUAGCGAGCGGGAGGGGAGCAUACAUGAUGAGGAAGUAAAGGAACGGGAAAGAGAAAAGGAGCAGGUGCCCACAGUAACCCGGGAUGACCUAGGUUACAACUCCAUGCAGGUCAGUGAGGUUCGGCACAACUUCCAAGACACACAAUUCCAGAAUCCCACCUGGUGCGACUACUGCAAGAAGAAAGUAUGGACCAAGGCUGCGUCGCAGUGCAUCGUCUGUGCCUAUGUCUGCCACAAGAAGUGCCAGGACAAGUGUCUUGCCGAGCAUCCUUUCUGUUUGGCGAUUGGUGACCGUCGCAGCACAGAUCCUGAAUCCAAGUCCACUAUCAACCGGGCGACCACUGGUCUUACGCGCCACAUCAUCAACACCAGCUCCCGCUUGCUCAACCUCAGGCAAGUACCCAAAGCCAGACUUGCAGAACAAGUGGCAGAGGUUGGACCUGGAGCUGCAGAACCCUCUCCAAAACACACGCCCAACACCUCAGACAAUGAGAGCAGUGACACAGAGACAUAUGCUGGGGCAAGUCCUUCAAAACAACCACCAGGUGGUGGUGGUGGCACAAAACUGGCACGCAAGGAGGGAGGCUUAGAUGAUAGUGUUUUUAUUGCAGUGAAGGAGAUCGGCCGGGACCUGUACCGUGGCCUGCCUACAGACGAGCGUUCACAGAAACUGGAGCUGAUGCUGGAUAAACUCCAGCAGGAGAUCGACCAAGAGCUAGAGCACAACAACUCCUUGAUUUCUGAAGAGAGGGAAGCAACUGAUGCACGGCGCAAGGCCCUUAUCACCUCCGCCCUGGCUAAGUCUGGUGAACGGCUUCAAGCUUUGACUCUGCUAAUGAUCCACUACCGUGCCGGCAUUGAGGACCUGGAGUCCGUUGAGAGCACCUCACCAUCUGAGCAGCAUGGCUUCCCUAAAUCGAAAGCAGGAGGCCUGGAGGAGGACCUGAUGGGUGCAGUGUAUGACAGUGACAUUUGUAGUCCAGUGGAUGUGCAGAUGCUAGAUGAGAUUAGUGAGGAGCAGAUCUGUGUGGAGGCAUUGCCACGUUAAAUGACAAAAGGGCAACAGGGGCUUGAGACUCACAGCAAAACAUUUAAUCACAGAGUUGCUAGAAUUGUCUGAAACAGCCAGCACUGGUAUUAUGUAGAAGUUCCAGAAUUCUCAGAAUAUUUCUCAUUUUGGGAAUUCUUUCUCCUGGCAUUGCUGGUACCAACCUUUCUCCUAAUCCAAGCAGUACAAAUGUGUCAGUACAAAGUUUCAAAAGUCAAACAAGAACAGGAGCUCGUAACAGUAUUAGGAUGAUAAUAGGACCAAUCUAUAUUGCUCUUGUUUUGGACUGUCUUACAGACUAGUAGAAGUAGGUCAGAUGAUCUUGCCUAGGCUGAAAGGGGCAGUAGCAUUUUGCUUGUUAAUCACAGCAGGCUUUGCAAAGGGAGAGCCCAGUUGUAGCAUCUGUUCUUGGAAAAGCUUGAAUUAAAACAGUUCUUGUUUCAUUUAUUCUUGCUGAAACUAACCACAGAUACAAUGUUGCUGUCAGUAGAAGUCAGAUCACUUCAAGGUUUGUUUUGCUGGAGACAUUUGAGACCAUCUGUCUACUUUUGUUGUGAGCUUCAAGCCUUUUUGCCUUAGACUUUCUGCUGCCGACCAGUAGGAGUAGGGUUAACUACAAAAACCUAAACCGUAAAUCGCGAUCCAGAAUGUGGAGCCUUUCUUCUUUCCUCAAGUCACAUAUUUUUAUUCACCAUCCUCCGCAUGUGAGCACUUUUUAAUCAUUGUAGAUUUUGUUCUUUUGACUCAUUCUGAAUGGUUGAGUCUUAAUUUCUGUUGCUUCCUUUUAAAACGUCUCAAAUAUGUUGAAUUGCAAGGGAAUAAUCAUGGGACGAGUAGUCAUCAGGUUAAGACACCUUUUUGCGGACCACGGUUUGGUUUGUUCAAUAUUGCUCAAGUUUAACUGCAAUGCCAAACAAAUGUGACAAAAUGUUUUUGUGUGUGUGUCACCAUUGUUUUCAUUUUUGUUUUGUUGGAGGGAUAUUCCUAUUAUGUAAGUAUGUGUGUAUUAUGGUUAUGGUAUACCUGCCUCUUCAGUGUCCCCUCAUGUUAAUUUGAGUCUUCAUGAAUUUAAACAUGAUGACAAACUUUCUCGGAUACUUGAGAUAAAAGUUCCUUGAAUCCUUAACUUACUAAAUUAUGCAAUUUGGCAUUUGCCAUUUCGGUUUAUUUGAUCAACUGGUUGCUUUUACAUGGGUGUUAUGUUACAUUUUAUUUUUUAAUGACUUUUCUUUCUGAGGAUAUUUGUGUUUUAUUUUUAUUCAUUUGUUGAGUGUUAAUAUGAUUUAGCACCCAUGUUUUGCUUCUCUUUGCCUUUCAAAGCCAGUUUCAUAAUAUACUAAUGAAUGUACUUCCCAAACAACUCAACUUAAUGCUAUCAGUGCAGAGAAUCUUUGGAGUUGACAAACUUUGCUCUACAGUUCAAUGAUGUCAUGCGACCCAAGUAGUCAGAACACACUGAAUGUCCCUUGGCCCCAAAAGCCUAAAGCUGUAGUGCUGGUAGUUAAUUAUUAGCUUUCUCCCAUAGGUUGAAACUGUAUUUAGCAAACCCAGUGUGUCAUGCUGUACCUGCUGUAGCGCUGGGCCAAGCAGUGUCCUACUGUAAAAACAGUGCAGUGAGUAAAGGUAUGGUAUGCUAGAAUGGGGGGAAAUUUUCAUAUACAAUCCAAAUAUGCGUGAAAUACCAGCUGCAUAGUGUCCAUGAUAUGUAACAAUAUAUCAGAAAGGUUCUCAGAUUGCAGUUUGACUCUUGGGACACCGGUUGAGGAAGCACACAAGGAUAGGAAAUGCAGUUUUUUUUUUUGUUUUGUUUUUUUAAUUCUGCGUAAUUCAAUUGCUGAGAUAUAAAGUAUGAGUCAUUCAGAGUGGUUUGGUGAUAUGGUUCAUUGUAGAGGCUGUGGUGGUGAUAGGAACCAGGAGUUGCUCUGUGUUCAACACAAAUGUGGCCAUUUUGUUUACCAUCCAAGACCACCAGUGAGCCUACACGUCUUCUGAGUCUUCUUCGCUUUUAUAUGGAAGGAUAAAGAUGGUAAAAUAGUGGCAUGCUUUAAAGAAAUCUGACAAAGUAGCUUCCUUGGGGUCUAUUUUGGCUUACAGUGCCCUCUUCUCAAAACUAUCGUAAAACAUGGUCUGGUUCCUGUCACCACCACUGUAAACAAUUCUAAGUUUCUCUAGAAUGGAGCAUUCACACCAAAGCACUCUGACCGACUUUAUACAUCUUAUCCCUUAAAUUGCGCAUACAUUUUAGAGCUGGGCCUUCUGUAAUACAGAGAGGCCUCUUUACUGCUGUAGGGCCACCCAUUUCUGCUUUUGUGCAAUAUUUUCAUAGGGAAAUCACAGUCCCGGUGAAGCUAGGAGGGAACAUCAUGGUCUGUUCUUUAUCUCUCUGUCUUUAAGAAAUGGUCAGUCCAGACGCUAAGGUGCCCCGUUGUUUAGCCCUGGGCUACGGCAUCAGUGGAAGACUCUCUGAAAAGCUUUUUUUGAGUUUUUUCUUGUUCUUGUUUCUCGUAGCUGCUACUGCUGUAACUGUAACCCUGCGCUCCUUAAACACAACAGAGCCUCUCUCUCUUUCUCUCAAGUUCUCUUUCCUGUCGUCUCACAUUGAUCAACAAAACGUGUCUGCCUCAGCUAGUUUUUGUGGUGAAGCAUUUCUGCAAGAGCCGUCGUUCUCAUCAGAAGCUGAGUCAUGUUUCUUAAGCUGCAUUUAGACAGCCGGCUCUAAUCAGAUUGCUUCUUCUUGCCUGUUCCUUAAACCUGAUUUGAGCGGGUGGUCAAGCUUCCGGAUGCUUCCGGCUGGAAAAAAAGAAAUAUGAGGCUAGUAUGGGGGGAGGGGGGGGGGGCAGCAGGUUUAAUGUGUUUGGACUCUGAGGAACGAGGAGAAACUGAUUUUAGCUAACUGUCUAAAUGUAGCUUUAGCGCUAUUGUAAAUAGCCUGAACAAAGAUGGUUGCUGCAAACUCAACCCACACAACCCCCCCCCCCCACAGUGCUCAGUAUGUUGGUUUAUUUUCGUUGUUGUUAUUGUUGUUGUCGUCUUUGCUUCAUGUAAAUAUUUCUGUUUGUGUUUUAAACAUGGUUAAGGACAGCUGCUGAAGUACUGCACAGCUUUGUAACAUGCUGCAGGAACUUUACACACUGACAUAUCAUAUUUGCUUAUGCACUUGAGAUACAAAAUAAAUUAUUAAAAUAAUUAUUAAAA